Platichthys flesus (European flounder) is the source of this 6915-nucleotide messenger RNA. It is a transcript of the gene tubgcp6, whose product is annotated as tubulin gamma complex component 6. Gene Ontology annotation, cellular component: centrosome; equatorial microtubule organizing center; spindle pole. Lineage: Eukaryota; Metazoa; Chordata; Actinopteri; Pleuronectiformes; Pleuronectidae. The record is from RefSeq and is a predicted model, not a curated record. Gene Ontology annotation, molecular function: gamma-tubulin binding; microtubule minus-end binding. Bases 304 to 6423 code for a protein of 2039 amino acids. Gene Ontology annotation, biological process: spindle assembly; cytoplasmic microtubule organization; meiotic cell cycle. The transcript is spliced from 25 exons.
AACAGCUCGCUUCUCGCUAGCUACAGUUACAUCAAUGUGUAUAAACUGGCCGUAAAGCCCUGAAACAAGAAACCACUGGAUGAUACAGACCCUGUGGGAGCUGCUCAGAGUCUUCACCCACAGAGCUUCAUGUGCUCCACAGCUAAACUCAACACGGAAACGUAUUGGUAGAGAUGAAGCUGGCUCAUAACAAACGGUAGCAUGCAUGGGAAGCAGUCGCCUGUGGAGGAUACAAGCCUGAAGCUGUCCCCUGAAUCCACUGAUAGCAAACCAAACCAAGAAGGCUGAGGCAACAGUGGCACCAUGUACUCAAGCCCAAAUCAACCCAUGAAGCCCAGUUGUAACAGCAGCAGCAUCACUGAGCUGCUGGGUACCCUGUGUGACUGCAGCCUGUCUGGAGUGUCAUGGAAGCGUCGAGCCCUGGGUGGAGUCUCAAAGGAAGGAUUCCGUAGGGCUCUCAAGAGGCGUGCUUACGAUGCCCUGCUCUCCAAACUGUUUCUGGAUGGCAGCAAAGUUUCAUCCUCAGGACCGAGUGCCACCGCUCAUGCGCCGCCCAGAAACAGAGUCCUGAUGAUAUGCUUUGACUUGCGGGUGGCAGGGUGCAGAGAGGAAGCAGAGAGGUUGGAGGACCAGCUCGGGAGGCUGCCGGAGGAAGCGUCCUCUGGCCUGAAGGAAAUAGACGCAGUUCUUGAGCUCCUUGUGCACCUGGCUGGUUCUGCACCUCCACCCUCUACCUCUUUUAACAGGGACUACAUGAGACGAGAGCGGCCCGUGCUGCGGAGGCCUCAACCCUGGGGCUACCAGAGCGAAGAGCUUCAGCGGCUAGAGGCCAGGGCUUGGGGGCUAGUGUGCGGGGAGGAAUGGGGGACUUUGGAGAGUUUCUGUGAAACUCAGGGGUUGAUGGAUGCCCCUCCAGGUACAGGGCUGCUAGCUCUGAGGACCAAAUCGGAAGUGGAAGAAAAAUUUGAAAAGGACACCAGGAUGACACUGUUUGGAGCACUGCAGCACACUCGCACUUCAGACAUAGAUAUAAGACUGGACCUGCCUCCUGUUCCCAGUAAUAUUGAUGUGACUGGGCUGGCUAUCAGGGUCCCCCCCUGUUUAGAUCAGUCUGAGGAUGAGGGCUUCCAGUCGUCGUCCAACCUGACCCCAGACUCUCAGUCAGAGCCCAGCCCCGUUCCAGACAUUGAUAUAUGGGAAGCUGCCCGCACUUUUGAGCCCGGAAGACGCCGCUGUUGGGAGUCUGUGGGACGCCCACCAGGGAAAAGUGAGUCUCUCUACCUAACAGAGGGAGGCAGGGAGGCCUUCGACCAGCUCUAUCGUCUUUGGGAGGGGGAGAUGAGGGUGGUGAGCACUGGGACCCUCUCCCCUGUCCUCCCGCUGGACUCUCAGACACAACUGGUUUCCAACCUCCUCAAUGUCCUGAUCGGAGUGGCGUCCACAACCUUCCCUCUUAACCAGAGUAUUCAGUUUGACGUCAGGCCUGGAGUGUGCAUCUCGGGAGCCUCUCCAGAGAGCGUGUCUCGUCUCCUGAGGGAGGUGGCCCAGUAUGGCACCAACUACUUGAGGCUGAGUAACUUUACUCUGAAGAGUGCCGACAAGAAGGGCCUAGUCUUCCAGGCUUUUACAGGAGGUCUCAGGAAGUAUCUGCAUUACUACAGAGCUUGUGUUCUCAGCACUUCACCCACACUCAGCCUGUUGACCAUCAGCUUCCUCUUUCGUAAAGUUGGCCGCCAACUCAGGUACCUGUCAGAGCUGUGCUGUGUUGACGGGCCUUUGGGUGUGGGCCAGGCUACCUUCCCUGCAGGUGUUAAACUGCUGUCCUACCUGUACAAUGAAGCACAGCAUAACUGCGGCAACGAGAACUAUCCGGUCCUGCUGUCGCUGCUGAAGAGCUGCUGUGAACCCUACACAAGGUUUGUGUAUGACUGGGUGUAUAGUGGCGUGUUCCGGGAUGUUCAUGGCGAAUUCAUGAUCCAGGUCAACGAGGAGUACCUCAGCUCCAGAGACAAACACUUCUGGAUCCAAGGCUACACUCUGAUCUCUAAGGAUGUGGAGGAUUGUGUUCCCAUCUUCCUCAAACACAUCGCCAAUGAUGUGUACGUCUGCGGAAAAACCAUCAACCUCCUGAAGAUCUGCUGCCCACAGCACUACAUCUGCUGGUCGGAGCUGCCGGUGCCUCGCAUUGCUGUCACCUUCUCCCUUCAGGAGGUGGAGGAGAUCGAGAAGGACUGCGCUGUGUACCGCGGACGCAUGGAAAGGAUUGCCAAGCAUAGCGCCAUCAGCAGGGAGGAGCAGGCCCUGCGUACAGAGCAGGCACGCCAAGAGCUGAUCAAUCAGGUCAGAGCGUCAACUGCCAAAACUCUGGAAAGCAUCCGUGGACGUCAGGUGUCACAACGUCUGGCUGAAGAGGCCAAGAAGAGGGAGCGUUUUGAGGAGUGUAAGCAGCAUCUGGAGCAAGAGCAAGAGUGGCGGAGUGCAGCCAAGAAGAAGCAGGAGGAGGAUGAUUUCAGCUUUGCCAGAGAGCUGAGGGACAGAGAGAAGAGACUACAAGCCCUGGAGGAGCAACUGGAGCAGACAGCCAGGAAGGAACUGAUUGCUCAGUACAGCCAUCUGUCAGAGGAAGCUGCCCGCAGAGAGAGACGAGCCUUGUGGAGGGUGCAGCGAAUGAGACUAGACGAAGCACGAGCUCAGUUCUUUAUUCACGACAGAGAGCACACUGAGGCAUUAGUCGAGAAAUAUCCUUUAGGACAGGAGGGACCUCCUGUGGAAGUUCUGCCUCCUGUUUACUCAACAGAACAGUCUGAACAACAACAGGAGCUGUCAGAGCAGCAGCGUGUUGAGAUGCAAGAAUCUGACGCUGUACCUUCACCCCCACCCGACCCAUCAUCAUCACCCAUCAUCCACCUCACAGCAGACCCUGCCUUCAUCUCUGAAGCAAUCGAUAUCAAGGAUUUCCUCCCCAAAUCACCUAAUCCUGACAGUCAACAAGUGGACGUGGCCCUACAGGAGAUCGGUUCUGACCUAUCUGAAGUGUGCCCAACAGCACAACUAGUUGACUAUGACUUCAGUGCCCCCUUUAGUCCACUCGAGGGUAUCGCUGGCCAAGCCUCAGUUCUGCCCCGGCCUCACUGGGGACCCGCAGUCCAGCCUGACUUGAUCCAAAACCACCCGUCUUUCUCUCACAUCCCCAUCGGUGAGAAUAUGUCCCAAGUCAUGGAGAAUGUCCCCAAAGUCAGCCUCUUCGGUCAAGCUUCCAAAUCUAGCUUUCCUCUUGGCCGGUAUACCCCGUUGGAGCCUCGAACUACAUCUAAAGCCAGUGUUUAUGAUUAUUUCUCUCAAGCCACAGCAGAGCAAAUAGACAGGACUGGUACAGCCACAGAUGACAAGCAGGAUGAAUUUGUCCUCACGGCAGAACAGGACACUAAAAUGGAGAUUUUAGAAAUGAAAGUAGAUGAAAAAGAAGAUGAACAAAAAACUACUGAGCUGGCUGCAGAUGUUGUUCCCCCCCAACCAUCAUCCAGCACCCAUGGACACUCCUCUGACGCUAACAUAAAGGUCGGGCAGUUUGUAUCCGAGGUUCCUGCUCCUCUAUCGUUUCCCAACAUCCACGGCCAUGCCUCAGACUCCCACAUUCAGAUUCAAGGACAUGUUUCAGGUGUCAAUGCUCCCCUACCUUUCCCCAGUGUCCAUGGUCACUCUUCUGAUUCUCAUUUUAAAGCUGGGGAAAAUGUCUCAGACAUUGUCGCUGUUUUUCCUUCUUCCAAUGUCCACGGUCAUGCCUCGGAUGCCCACUUCAACGUUGGGGAGAUGGUUUCUAACAUAGAUGCGCCUCUGCCCAACCCUAAUGUUCAUGGUGACAAGCAGGAUGAAAUUGUCAUUACGGCACAACAGGACACUAAAAUGGAGAUUUUAGAGAUGAAAGUAGAUGAAAAAGAAGAUGAACAAAAAACUACUGAGCCUUCGAAAGAAGAUGGUGUGACAGUUACUGCCCCCUUCACCCAACCAGAGCAAGGCAAUGGUGACCACAAAGUUUUGACAAGUGUUUCUGACUUGAGUCGGGGGAAAUCCCUUGAGAAAAACACUCAAGACCAAAUCUCAGAUGCUCAAAACAAAGGCGAUAGAAAUGUUUCUUUGACAAAUGUUCACACUCAUGUCUCCAGAGAGCUGGCUGCAGAUGCUGUUCCCCCCCAACCAUCAUCCAGCACCCAUGGACACUCCUCUGACGCUAACAUAAAGGUUGGGCAGUUUGUAUCCGAGGUUCCUGCUCCUCUAUCGUUUCCCAGCAUCCACGGCCAUGCCUCAGACUCCCACAUUCAGAUCCAAGGACAUGUUUCAGGUGUCAAUGCUCCUCUAGCUUCCCCCAGCGUUCAUGGUCACUCUUCUGAUUCUCACUUUAAAGCUGGGGAAAAUGUCUCAGACUUUGUCGCUGUUUUUCCUUCUUCCAAUGUCCACGGUCAUGCCUCGGAUACCCACUUCAACGUUGGGGAGAUGGUUUCUAACAUAGUUGCGCCUCUGCCCACCCCUAAUGUUCAUGGUCACAGCUCAGAUGCGCAUAUCAAAGUUGGGGAGAAUGUUUCUGAAAUUGUUGCACUGAUCCCUACUGCAAAUAUCCACGGUCACUCUUCUGAUGCAAAUAUGAAAGUGGGCGAGAUGGUCUCCAACGUAUCUGAAGCAAUACCUCGUUUCAGUCAACACGGGCAUGUCUCGGACUGCACACUCCAGCCAGGCUGUCAUGUGUCAGGGGACAAACCUACCUUGUCCACUUUACCCGGCAGUUCUUAUGGUCACUCCUCAGACUCGACGUUAGGUGUAGGAUGUGUAGUUUCGGGAGAAGAACCAAAAUGUCCUCCAAUGCCUGGCAGUGCCCACGGUCAUUCCUCAGACUCCAAUCUAGGUGUCGGAUGUGUUGUGUCCAAAGCUGGACCCCUUCCAUCGCCCCUGCCUGGCAGCACUUACGGCCACUCCUCUGAUUCGUCGCUGGGUAUAGGUUGUACGGUGCUGGGGACUCAGCUGCAACCAUCCUCACUACCAGGCAGUGUUUAUGGCCACUCAUCAGAUUCUUCACUUGGUGUUGGAUGUGUGGUGAAGAGCAAUCAGCAGAAACCAGAGGACAAUGAAGGUCCUGAGUCGGAGAGUCAUGGUGAGCAGCUGGUGGAGGGCAUGGGGUCCUGGGCAGCAGGCUCUGGUUUGUCCCCAAGAGAACAGUCUGAGCGGGAAUACCUGUUAGCUCUGUCUGCUCAGUACCAGGUGGACCUCUAUGACGACUGCUACAACCUAAUGGCUUCUUCACCUGAAUGUCAGCUGCUGAAGCAGGUAACCCGGGGCCCCUGGGGCCUUCCUACGGAGCCCACUCUCCGCAGAGCGACAGACACCACUGCAGUCCAGCUCAGCGAGAUGGUGUCCCUGCCGGUUCUGAUAAAACACUCUGUCACCACCCCACUCAUCACACAUGUGUCUUUGGUGAACAAGGCGGUGGUGGACUACUUCUUUGUGGAGUUGGGAGUUGAAAGACACUUUGAAGCACUGCGCCAUUUCCUGCUGAUGGAGGACGGCGAGUUUGCCCAGUCCCUCAGUGAUCUGCUCUUUGAAAAGCUGGGCAAUCGGCAGACUCCCGGCGAGCUGCUGACCCCCUUGGUCCUGAACUCCAUCCUCAGUAAGGCCCUGCAGUACAGCUUGCACGGGGACACGCCCUUGGCCGGCAACUUCACCUUCGCCCUUCGCUUCUUCCCGGAGACCUUUCACCCGCACGCCCCUGACUCCCUCAACUGCCUGGAGCUGCGCUACAAGGUGGACUGGCCGUUGAACAUCAUCAUCACGGACAGCUGCAUGAACAAAUACAACCGCCUGUUCUCGUUCCUGCUGCAGCUCAAACACAUGGUGUGGAGCCUCCGUGAUGUCUGGUUCCACCUGAAGAGAACAGCGCUGGUGAAAGGUGCGGGCCGCUCGGUGCAGUUUCGUCAGCUGCAGCUCUACAGACAUGAGAUGCAGCACUUCGUCAAGGUGAUUCAGGGAUACAUCGCCAACCAGAUCCUGCAGGUGUCGUGGAGCGAGUUCACAGCCAAGCUGGCCACUGCCAGCGACCUGGACGCCAUCCACCGCACACACGCAGACUACCUUAACAGGGCCAUCUUCAGGGGUUUGCUGACAGAGAAAGCUGCUCCAGUCAUGAACAUCAUCCACAGCAUCUUCAGCCUGAUCCUCAAGUUCCGGGCCCAGCUGAUCGCACAGCCGUGGGACAGCCAGCACGGCGAGGCGGUGCACCCCAGCUUCAUCGCCAUGCAGCAGUCGUACAACACCUUCAAGUAUUACUCGCACUUCCUUUUCAAAGUGGUGACCAAGCUGGUUAACCGAGGCUACCAGCCUCAUCUUGAGGAUUUCCUCCUUCGCAUCAACUUCAACAACUACUACAAAGACUCAUGAGCUGUGUGCCGGGUUGUUUCUAAGUUUUACAUGAGCUUGAAGUUUCACAGACAUGUUUGUUAGAUACCUAACCAAUGCAGCAGUGUACUCUGCAAUGUACUUGUUUAUAUUUUUUGUAUCUUAUCUCAGAUCAGAUCAUUUGACGUAUAUUUUAAACAAAGUUAUUCUGGCGUCCACGUCAGUGCACAGAAUUCAUUAAAACCCCACCUGGACUUAACUCUGAGAAAGGGUUUGACAUUGAAACCACAUUAGGCAAUCACCUCACAUCAACGUGCAGGAUGGGAACUACAUGCCUGCUGCUUGAUUAAUUAGUCUGCUUCUGAAAUGUGUAUGCUGCCAAAGUUUGUAAUUGUGAUGAAGCUAAUGCCUGUAAUGAAAUGUAAUGCCUCCCGUGCUCAGGUGAAACUCCAGCUGUGUAGAACUUGAAUGGAAAUGAUAUGUAAAUACUUAAGGAAAACGCUUAGUUCAAUAAAUGCUCUAUUGUUUCCUCUU